UAUUAAUAUUUAUUUGACAAAAAUGGGCAAAGGAGGCGGUAGUGGAGGUGGUGGUGGAGGUAAAGGCGGAAGUGGCGGAGGAGGAAAGGGAAGUGGAGGUGGAGGUGGCGGAAGUAAAAGCAGUGGUGGUGGUGGUGGAGGAGGUAAAGCUGCUGCUGGAGGAGGUGGUGGAAAUAAAGCCGGAGGUCAACCUUGGUCAAACGCAGGGCCAAAUGCUGGUCAUCAAGCUGAUGGAACUCCGUGGACUAAUGCAGGUCCAAAUGCAGGAUUCCAAGUUGGCGGCCAUGCUAAUCAAAAUAAAUGA
Molecule: messenger RNA, 304 nt
Organism: Meloidogyne enterolobii
Lineage: Eukaryota; Metazoa; Nematoda; Chromadorea; Rhabditida; Meloidogynidae
Source: the annotation of a GenBank genome assembly